ACCCUAGCUUGCCUGGACGGGUCGGUCAUUAUGUUGUGCACAAUCGUUUGUUUGGGAUGCAAUUCAGCUUGUUGCGGAUUUGUUUGCUGCGUGGUGUAGUAUUAAUCUAGGUUUACGUCGGAUUCAACUGAAUCUAGUCAAUCGCUGCCGUUGCGAGCGCUUGCCGGCCUGCUGCUUGGAGCUGGGAACUGGUGGUGCUUGUAAGCAUCGGUGGUGCCAUAGGGUGUUGGAGAUUCCUUGCAAGUCUUCAAAUCGAAUUGUAGUAAGAAAAGUGUAUGAGUUUGGCUCCAUCGUUGGCCUGAUAGGGGAAAAUUUGACUGUGAAAUAGUUUUCGUUGUUGAGUGAGAAGUUCCAUGUGAGAUAUAGUUUCAGCAGUGGAAUAAUGUUAUGCUUGUUUUUGCUGUAUUCAGCCUAAUAUUUCUAGUCAUCUUUGAGGUGAGCUUGUUUUACCUUGCCAGUUUUGCCUGUGAGGUCUGCUGCACCGUAGUGCUGUAAGAAAACUUGCGGAUGUUGCCCAUUUGAUCAGGGACAUUUUGCAAGCUGUUGCAAGUUUUUUGUGACCUGUCCAGCAAACUUAUCACUGUAGCAGUAUCCCAGCUGGUUUGACUAACUAUGCCGGCAUCUUUCUAUGUGUGAUAAAUAUGAUGCUAACAUUUUUUUACCUCUUCUUUAAAAGGUGGCACCUAGCUUGCCUAGUCAUUAGGCACCACCCUGCUGCCUAGGCUGCCUGAUCAGUGAUUAGGCGCUAGGCGCCACCCCCUAUUGCCUGGUGCUUACUUUUUAGAACAUUGUGUUUAGUGAGCAGGAUAUCUUAUACCAUGUUUGCAUUUUUGUACAGUGGCCUGUACUUCAAUGUAAUUGUAUACAUUUUUCUUGGGAUGUACUGUUUUCCCUUUACAUUAGUAUUCUGGGCAGCAGUAGUAUAUUUUAUUUAUUUUCCUUGUUUUACUUGUAGAUUUUAAUUAUCUUAAAUGGUGUGCAGAUUAGGUUUUUAAAAUGGAUGAAAUUAAAUUCUUUGCCGGACGGAUAUAACAAGGCCUACCUGACAAGGAGGUGUUGUGCAAGGCGAAAAGUUGCUUUGUUUUUUUUUUCUGGCCAUUUGGUCUCUUUGUAGUUGCAGGGACAGGGACAGUAAAUACUUUAGUUGGGGGAUAUUAUAUCAGUAUAUCAUCUUUAUGCAGUUGCAGGGGUUGUACCUUUGGUGUUAGCUAUUUGAACGGGGUGCAGAUUUAGGCUAAGUAACAGACCGCAGAUAUUCAAUAACGCUCUGCAAUAGGAGAAAUAUCAUAUUCUUCUAUGCCAUUUACUAUUGUGCUGUUGUUAAUCUAAUAUUAACGGUUUGAGUCAGUGUGCAGAUUAGGUCAUGAAAAGCAGUUGGGAUUAGUGUUGUUUUGCAAGAACUUGAGAUUUAUGUCUUGGACUGCAGGUCUUAGAGAUGCUCCUUUUUGGAGCAGCUAACCUCAGUGUUCAAGUGAAUGGGCUUUAGUCAGCUGGACUAAUUUCGAAUCAUGGCGGAGCACUUGGCUUCAAUAUUUGGUACGGAGAAAGAUAGAGUCAACUGCCCAUUUUACUUCAAGAUUGGGGCUUGCCGUCAUGGGGAUCGUUGCUCACGCCUCCAUAACAGGCCAACCAUCUCACCGACUAUUGUGCUUGUAAACAUGUAUCAGCGCCCUGAUAUGAUCACCCCUGGGGUUGAUGCUCAAGGCCAGCCAAUAGAUCCCCGCAAAAUGCAGGAGCAUUUUGAAGAUUUUUAUGAGGACAUCUUUGAGGAACUGAGCAAGUUUGGUGAGCUUGAGAACCUCAAUGUCUGCGAUAACCUUGCUGAUCACAUGAUAGGCAAUGUUUAUGUCCAGUUUAGGGAGGAAGAUCAGGCAGCUGCAGCUCAUACAGCCUUUCAGGGCCGCUUUUACUCCGGCCGCCCAAUUGUUGUUGACUUCUCCCCUGUGACUGAUUUCCGUGAAGCUACCUGCAGGCAGUAUGAGGAGAAUAGCUGCAACCGCGGUGGAUAUUGCAAUUUCAUGCAUGUGAAGCAGAUUGGUAAGGAUCUGAGGAAAAAACUCUUUGGGCAUUCAAGGAGGCCACACAGGGGAAGGAGCCGCAGCCCAAGCCCGCAUCACAGGAGAGAGCGUCGUGACCGUGAUGGCUACCGUGGCCGUGAUGAUUACCGUGGUGGUGGUGGUGGUGGGCGUAGGGGUGGAAGCAGCAGGCAUGAAAGGUACGAUGAUGGAGGAAGACGCAGGCAUGGUGGCAGCUCUCCCAGGCGUGCAAGAAGCCCGGUCAGGGAGAACAGUGAGGAGCGCAGAGCUAAGAUCGAGCAGUGGAACCGUGAAAGGGAGGAAAAGCAAGGGUGAGCCCCUCCUUCGAGGUAGGCAAGGCAGGCAUUAUCCGUUAAGUUGUCAGGUCGUUUUGCUGGCACCGUUCUAUGCUAUGUGUGGGAGUUUGCUAUUUUGUCAGGACUGUGUUCGACUCUGGUAAUUUGUAGGCUAAGGAUUCCAAUGUAUUUCACAGCAUGAGACUGAAACCGUCGUUUGUGUGUUGCCAAAUAACUUUUUGUAAGGCUGUUGUGCAUUUCACACCAUAGAACCGUGCUUUAUGCGGUGAUUCUUUAUUUUUGAGAAACGGAAGUACCUUGAUUUUGAUUUGUA
Molecule: messenger RNA, 2645 nt
Organism: Phragmites australis (common reed)
Lineage: Eukaryota; Viridiplantae; Streptophyta; Magnoliopsida; Poales; Poaceae
Product: splicing factor U2af small subunit B-like
Exons: 2
Coding region: 1509-2351 (280 amino acids)
Biological process (GO): mRNA splicing, via spliceosome
Cellular component (GO): spliceosomal complex; U2AF complex
Molecular function (GO): pre-mRNA 3'-splice site binding; metal ion binding
Source: RefSeq, a predicted model, not a curated record